Molecule: messenger RNA, 2220 nt
Organism: Spea bombifrons (plains spadefoot toad)
Lineage: Eukaryota; Metazoa; Chordata; Amphibia; Anura; Pelobatidae
Gene: GPR162
Product: G protein-coupled receptor 162
Exons: 4
Coding region: 206-1936 (576 amino acids)
Biological process (GO): G protein-coupled receptor signaling pathway
Cellular component (GO): membrane
Molecular function (GO): G protein-coupled receptor activity
Source: RefSeq, a predicted model, not a curated record
GUCCAAGAGAGGAGGUAUAAAUUAGCAGAGACAGAGUGGGUGUGGGAAGAAGAAAAGGGUGAGUAGAGGGUUUUUUGGGGGCAAAGAGCAUACAUUCAGAUCAUUGACCGGAAGAUAAAGGUCAGGCAGGUAGGAUAAUUAACAGAUAAGGAGAGGGACGAACUCCGGGAUCCGGAAGAGACCUGUCGCCCCCGGGGCCCGGAAAAUGCCACGAGCCUCUGAGCAGGAUGAAGCUGACGAGCUGUAUCAGAACAACUCCAUGUCUUGGCUGGCAUGCGGCGCUCUCUCACUCCUCGCCAACGGCUGGAGCAUCCUUAGCCUGGCAAGCCGCGGAGGCAGCGGUCAGCGCCCUCGACCCCUGGAGCUUCUCCUCUGCCUUCUGGCCGGGACACAUUUACUCAUGGCAGCUGUGCCGCUGUCUUUGUUCUCGGUGGUUCAGCUGAGACGGAGACACUCGCCGGGGUAUGAAUGGAACGAGGGUCUCUGCAAGGUCUUUGUGUCCACGUAUUACACCCUGGCAUUGUCCACGUGCCUGACUGUGGCCUGCCUCUCCUAUCACAGGAUGUGGAUGGUACGUUGGCCAGUCAGCUACCGGCUCGGAGGUGCUCGAAGACAAGCACUGCAGGGGGCGCUGGGCAUCUGGGCGGCCUCCUUCGUGUUAUCCACGCUGCCCUCCAUCGGGUGGCAUGACAACGCACGCCGAUUCUACACACGCGGAUGCCACUUCCUAGCCAGCCGCAUUGGCUUGGGUUUCGGACUCUGUUUCCAACUUCUGCUGUUGGGAGGGGUGGGCACCGGUCUUGGAUGUCUGGGGGUGACUUUAUACCAUGCCUGCUGCUGCCCGGCAGAUAGAGGAGGAACAGGAGAGGGGGGAGCGGAGGGUAAGCUGGAGGUCCCAGCCAUCGUGGUGCAGGACGCCCAAGGAAAGAGACGCUCAUCACUGGAUGGGUCAGAAUCCCCUCGGACCGCGGCGCAGGUCACCGGGCUGGUUGGGGGCAUUGUCCUGCUGUAUGACGCUCUUACUGGGCUUCCAAUUCUGGUGGUCAGUUUCGUCAGCCUGCGGUAUGACAGCGCCCCCCCAUGGAUGGUGCUUUGUGUGCUGUGGUGCUCCAUGGCGCAGACGCUCCUUCUGCCAUCGUUCAUCUGGUCCUGCGCUCGAUACCGCGCUGACCUGCGCACGGUGUGGGAACAUUGCGCCUCCAUGCUGUCCGACAGCGGGGUGGAUGAUGACAGCGGCCGGGAGGAUUUCGCAGACGGACGACUACGCGAGGUUCGGUUUGAUGCUAAUGGAGCCACCAUAAAGAGACCUCCUCACUAUCUGAGCAGCGAUAUGAGGGAUGGGAAAUACAUGCCGGUUCGACACGUACUUCUGCCAACGGAUCGGAGCCAAUAUCUCCAGGUCCAUCGGCACCAGGUUCCUCUGUCCCGGAGAAUGUCACAUGAUGAAAUCGACAUGUUCCCCCCUCGUUCCUCUCCGCUCCUGAUCAGGUGGUCUUCCUCAGAUGAUGUUCGAGGGGGGAAUGGAUCGGCCCGGGGAGGCUGUCCUUCUAGUCCCCGCCGUGGACACGACUAUCAUCAGUGGAAUCGACACUCAGCUCCCCGGGUAGAGGGAGAUGACGGCCUCACCUCUCUCCAGCAGUUUUUGGCAGGGGGCUUAGGCGGUCCUGCGGGAUUUGGGGCAGGAGGCCACAAUUCAUUCUUUCGGGAUGAGAUCACAGCAUUUAUUGAUGACACUCCCUGCCCGUCGCCUGUCGGGACCCCUCAUAAAGUGCGUACUGCACCCCGACCCUCCCCCCUCCCAAGGAGGGGGCUAGAAGGAGGGGUGGCUUGGGGAGUUGUCGGGGAGCGACGCCUGUCCCUAUGUAAUGCCCCGCAUGGGGCACCAGAAUCCCGAAGAGCUUCACUCUCUGAAAAGGGUUCUAGAGGGGGCUCUUAACAUAGCGAAGGGGGCCACGAACCAGGGAGAGAGACCCCCCGAUACAUAAGGCUCCCACAAGCUGAACAAAGAAGCUGCACUGGGUGCGCCCCCCCAUCCAACGAUUACCUUGUUCUCAGGCAAAACUCCUGUUUGUGGGGGGCAGAGGGCUUUGCCAGGGCCCUAACCUACCCUGCUUUACGCUGCCCAUCACGGCCCUUUGCCCCUUACACGCACAACAAAUACACUGGAAAAUGAGCCAAAAGACGACAAAAUAAAUAAAUUGUGACUUGAAUAAAAAAAAA